Penicillium antarcticum is the source of this 219-nucleotide messenger RNA. RefSeq lists its product as uncharacterized. The coding region runs from base 1 to 219 and encodes 72 amino acids. The transcript has 4 exons. The record is from RefSeq and is a predicted model, not a curated record. Lineage: Eukaryota; Fungi; Ascomycota; Eurotiomycetes; Eurotiales; Aspergillaceae.
AUGACCAACCAGGUAGUAAUCCGCUUUAAAGGCCCCGAGGAGUGGCAGGAACAACAAGACAACGUCAAUAAGAUCUUGAAGGAUCGCACUGGAACUUUGGAUUAUCCUUCCACCAGAAGUUUUCCCCCAAUGAUAUUUGGGGUUGAACUUGAAGCAGAUGCUAUUGACGAGUUGAAAGCAAUCAACGGAGUUGUAGUGCAAAUUUCGGAGGAUGGGUAA